CUCGUCUACCUUACGUAGUACGUCGUCUCGAAUCGAUCCUCUUCACCGCUACGCUACCGUUCCUUGGGUUUGUGUAUCUGCCGUAGUAGGUACGCACGCUUGGAACAUGCGGGCUGCUCACCAAAAGCAGGUAAUUAUUCUUGUGACUCUUUUUUGUUCCGUCAAUCCCGUAUCGUCGUUGCUUCGCCGUUGUCGUCAUCCUCUGCACAUUCCCUCCCUGACCCUCCCACCGCCAUGGCGUGCCCCCUGGUCUCCUCAACGGUCGGUCGGGAAUUACACAUUGCCUAGCCAUGCUUCUUCCUCGUCGCGACUCAUGACUUUCCUCUCGAAUCAAGUGCCGCCGGUAGAGCCAACGGACAACUCGGGAAACUGUUACUCUCUCUCUUUGCCUUCAACUUCUCUACAGGCCUCGCAGCAUCAUCCCAAAUGCCUGCCGACUUGUCCUGAGGUGCACACAUCUAAGCUCGAAAGCUGAGAUGUGAUAUGGAUACGGAUGGCCAUGGGCCAAACAAACAAAUGACAAACUGCUGGCAUUGCAAGUCAUAGGACAAUAAUGCUUUGCA
Messenger RNA from Lasiosphaeria miniovina, 563 nucleotides. RefSeq lists its product as uncharacterized. The coding region runs from base 107 to 475 and encodes 122 amino acids. The record is from RefSeq and is a predicted model, not a curated record. The transcript has a single exon. Lineage: Eukaryota; Fungi; Ascomycota; Sordariomycetes; Sordariales; Lasiosphaeriaceae.